AUGGCUUGUGGAAACAAUGAUUUGAGCGAUGCAUUAUCAAAACUAUCAAUUGCAAGUCAGCAGUCAGCAAGUAAUAAUGGUAUAAUGAAUUUUGCUGAAUUAGUUCCAACUUCAAUAAACCUUGACGAUUCAUUUCGAUGUCAAUUGCCGUUCAAAGAAUUAAUUGAACAACGACUAAGUCAAAAAUAUUUUCACGAAUUAUUGUCUAUGAUGGAACAAAAAAAGAAAAUUUAUGAUUUUCAUAUGCGUUUACGAAAUCAAAAUCAACACGGUUUCACCGUAGAUUUUAUAUACAAAGAUGUUGAUGAUCGUCCUGGUCCAGCUACAGCUGAUGUAUGCAUGUCUUGUGAUAUGAACAACAAAUUAUCAGAGCUUAGUCUGAUUAAAGAAAAUUCAACUACACGCAUUUGGUUAGAUGCACAACUCAGAAAAAAGCUAAUUGUGACACCACGACAACACAUAGAAAGACUUACAGAAUUGUCAGAAGAAGACUUGGAGCAUUUUUGGCAGAAUGCACAAGUCAUAUUAGAUGAAGAAGGAUGUGAUUGGAGAAAUAAUCAUCAUGGUGAUGAAAAUCUUGAUUCUCCUAUAGCAAAACAUGGUCUUAAUGGAGUAUUUCUAAGAACUUUUAUAAUAACAGCAAUGAAAUGA
Messenger RNA from Rotaria sp. Silwood1, 651 nucleotides. The record is from the annotation of a GenBank genome assembly. NCBI's taxonomy places the organism in Eukaryota, Metazoa, Rotifera, Eurotatoria, Philodinida, Philodinidae.